Messenger RNA from Schistosoma curassoni, 654 nucleotides. The record is from the annotation of a GenBank genome assembly. NCBI's taxonomy places the organism in Eukaryota, Metazoa, Platyhelminthes, Trematoda, Strigeidida, Schistosomatidae.
AUGUACUGUACAAUGUUAUUUUAUUUCAUCGUGAUUUUGGUACAUUUUCAAGUUGCUAUGGGAAACUAUGCUAUGUAUGUGCUAUUCGAUAGGGCAUUGGGAGAUGAUCCCAUACCUCAAUCUUUUACUUGGAGCGAUGUGGAAGAACUAAAUGAUGCAGAGAGAGGAAUAGUUAUGUUCAGAGAAAAUGAAAAGUUAAUAAAAACUCAAAUGAAUAAAAUGGCUCAGAAUCUGUUUGCAGAAAGUGAAGCGAUCAAAGAAUACGUGAAGUGUAUAAGUGAACAACAUCAAGCAGAAUCCUAUCAUUCGUUUAUCAAAGAAAUCAGUAAACAGUUUGAAAAUAAAGAUCUAAUACCAUUUACUCACUAUUCAACCUUGAAGGAUUGUUUCAUGAGACAAAAACAGAUUUCAAAAAAACAGAAGUUUAUUAACAAAAAUAAAGUUUGCAAAAUACUUGGAACAUUCACUGAAAAAGAUAUUCAAGUUCUCAAUCGUUUUAUUUCUGAGAAAUACGAAAUUUUGUGGAGAUGGAACAAAGUAUUAUUUAACUACGACUUCGCUUCGAGAAAUAUUGAGCAAACAGUUGAUUUCUUAAAAAAUUUUUAUGAUAACUUUGAUGAAAUUGUGCAUGAAAAUGUUCAUCACAAAUAUUAA